CCUCCGCAACAUCUGAAAGAAGCAGUUCCUAUAAGAAAAUGACGUUAAUUUCCGUCGUCGUCAUCGUCAUCGCGGCCCUGUCUGGGCUUUCGCGGGCCCUCAAGGAUCCGAUCUGUGCUCUGGAACCGGCCAGUCACGGCACCGAUGGUUUCACCUGCCAUGGCCAUUUUCCGAGAUAUUCCUAUUAUCUCUUUAAGAACGAGUGCGAAAGGUGGAUAUAUGGCGGCUGUGGAAAACCGAACAGGAAUAACUUCGGCACGAUAGAGGAGUGCCAGCAUAAAUGCAAGGAAGCUGCCUCUAUAGAAAUAAUAAAGUAAAGGCCAAAAAAGGCUGGGGUGUAAAAAACUCGAAAAA
Messenger RNA from Drosophila persimilis, 354 nucleotides. Its product is annotated as male accessory gland serine protease inhibitor. The record is from RefSeq and is a predicted model, not a curated record. Bases 39 to 317 code for a protein of 92 amino acids. The transcript is spliced from 2 exons. Lineage: Eukaryota; Metazoa; Arthropoda; Insecta; Diptera; Drosophilidae. Gene Ontology annotation, molecular function: serine-type endopeptidase inhibitor activity.